CUUCGGGUGCUCCAGUCUUCCGUGGACUCAGCCGUUUUGACUUGGCUUCCCCCUCACCCACCGACCGGCCUCCUCCUCGGCUACACCCUCCACCACCGCCCACCGCACGGCCGCACGCCCACCCAGCACUCGCUUCACGCCCAAGCCAAUGUGCAUACUCUCACCCACCUCACCCACGGCACUCACGAAUUCUGGUUAACGGCCAGGACGCGCGUGGGUGAAGGGCCGCCCACGUCAACCGUCAAGCUCACCAUGAUGGAGCAAGUCCCCGCCGGAGUGGCCACGCUGGGAGACCGGGUGGUGGUGACGAGGGGAGACGAUGUGAGGCUAGUGUGUCUAACAGUCGGAGAGCCUCGUCCUCCUCUCACGUGGACGAAGGAUGGACGAAGAGUUGAGCCUAGUACGAGGUUCUCUCAGGACGCCGACGGUUCUCUGGUGAUUCGUGGGGUAGAGCGAAGUGACCGCAGCAACUACACAUGUUCCAUCAACAGCGUGCGGAAACACCCUUACGUGCACACCUCCUCUACCUACACUCUUCAUGUGCAAGUUCCACCCAGCGCCCCGUCCGCCCACAUUUCGGACGCCUCCUCCUCCUCCUCCCUGACGGUGACGUGGGCGGCAGGAGAUACGGGCGGGGCGGCGGUGCGGUCGUGGGCGGUGUGGUGGCGGGCGGCGAGUGGCGGGGGGUCCUGGCACACGCGUGAACUUGGUCGCGCCCACUCCCGUUACGUCAUCGGGGAUUUGCAGUGCGGCGCCGAGUACCAGGUUUACGUCACGGCCAGGACGCACGUCGGGGUAUCGCCGCCCUCACGCCCACUCACCGCCCAUACUUCCGGCUCACCCCCUGUGGCGCCGCCCUCCCGCCAGGUGGCCUCCGGGAACAGCAGCGGCCUGUGGGUGUGGUUGGGAAGGUGGGCGGACGGCGGGUGUCCAAUCACACACUUCACCCUGGAGCUGAAGAGAUCCCGUGACCCAACCUGGACCACUUUGGCAAGCAGUCUGGCGCCGCAGGAAGUAUACGAGGUGGGCAGCGUGAGCAGCGGAGCUACCUUUGGACUUCGGCUCACAGCACACAAUGCUGCUGGCACCACAACUGCCACUGUCACUGCCAACACGGGUGGCAGUGGCGAGUCAGGUGGCACAGGAGGACUGGAAGAGGCACCCCCAAAUCCCCUUCAUGCCGACCCACGCCUCCUUGCCUCCGCUGCCGCCUCUGCCCUGGCCUUGGCUCUCACUGUGGCUGCUGCUGUGCUCUGCCUCAGAAGACGGUCCUCGGCUGGGCCAGGCAGCAACAGAGGCAGUCAGGAUGACCAGGAGGCUGAGGAGAACAAGACCAACCUCCUGCAGCAGAGAGAUGCCUACUAUGCCACCGUCAAGAAGCCUCAGCCUGUACCUGCCACACUGGAGCGGAUACCAGGUACCAGGGAGAAGGAGACAGAGUACUCUGAGGAUAUCUACCCUUACGCCACCUUCCAGCUUGGGGAAGGGCGUGGGGGUGGUGGGGGAGGAGGGGGUGGGGGAGCACCUGAGGACACAGCUACUGCCAAGUUCCAAACCUUUGUGUACCAAGACGCUCGGUAUGGCGUGACCGAGGCACGACCACCCACCUCGCCCGACCACCCGGCACCCACCAGCACUCGUGGGGAGGGCUGGGGGCGGGGAAAAGGGAGACGCGUGCCAGGGGGGCCAAGGAGUGAGAGUGAAGAGUACGAUUCCCUUCAGUCGGACACGGACACCGAACACGCUACAUCUUCCCGCACUGAGUCGUCAAUCCACCUGGACUCCGCUACGCUAGAGACCCACCAUGCCCUCCACCUGCCCCUUGAUCCUCACCUGGCCACCCUGGAAGCUCCCCCGUCACGCCCUGAGCCCAGCCAUGCUUCCUCCCGUGGUUCCGGGGCGUGCAAGGCAUCCACCAACAGGAACAUGCAUCACAACCUGAUCUACCAUGCUCCCGAGUCGAGCACCUCCACUGAGCCAUCUCCUGUGGUGGAGCGCAAGUCAUUCCCACGCAAGCUGGACGUGAGCAAAGUGUCGCGGGCUGGUGGGGCCUUCACCAGUCGAGGCUUAGGCAAGGUCGCUGCCAGCCUACGGGGAGCCACUGCUUCCUCUUCCAGCGCUACACAGGAAACGAGUCUCUGUUUCCCGAAGAAAAUGAGCCAUGGAUCGUCUUCUGUGGACUCUAAGAGCUCCGAGGAUAGCAAAUACGGUUUUACCAGGAAGAUCUCCCCUCCUGUUGCCUUCUCCGGUAGCCACAAUGAACUGUCUGAGGCAGAGUGUGACCUGGAGACUCGCAAGAGGGCAGCCACGGAGGGAGACGCUCCUCCUUACAUCGGACACUCGAGAUCACAAUUUAGGUCGUACGUCUCAGCCCGAGGCAAGGGGGACUACAGCAUCAAGGUUUAGGCAACGACCCGAUCCUCUGCAGGAUAACAAAGUUUUCAUAGAUUCUUCCCAUAGAUUAUGCCAUAACCAGCACCCCAUCUCCAAUAACAAAAUAAAAACACACACACACACACACACACACACACACACACACACACACACAAGAAGAAGAAAAGAAGGGAAAAAAAUGUGCCUCCAAGGGAGGCUGGAGUAUCAAAAUGUUUCAUGUUUUCAUAGGCCAAACCCCCAAUAUGGAAAGAUGUUAGCCGCAGGAUAUGGAUAUUCUAAUGACAACAUACAAGUUAAGUUGGAGCAAAGAUUUAUCAGCACCUUUUUUUUUUUUCUUUUAGGUUAUUUUCUGAGGUACCCCUUUCUCUCUCUCUCUCUCUCUCUCUCUCUCUCUCUCUCUCUCUCUCUCUCUCUCUCUCUCUCUCUCUCUCUCUCUCUCUCUCUCUCUCUCUCUCUCUCUCUCUCUCUCUCAAGUGUAAAUAUUCGUGCCAUGGGUGUCUGGUCAUUUAUUAUUCCCUUUUGAUUUUACCUUUGUGUUAUGAUUAGAAAAUUCCUUUCCGGUAACACUCCAUCAGCUGGUUGAGGCCACAAGUCACAAUCAUGUGGAAAGUUUGGAUUCUUCGCAGCUAGAUGUUCUUUUGUACAGUCUUCAUCACAGUGCUAAUCCCAUCAUGUAACAUGUCCAAAUUGAUCUCUGGUAGAUGUAUGUUUCUUUUUCUGCAAGAGUUUCCCGUGAUAGUCCAGCCAGCAUUAUAAAAAGACCAUUUUCUGAAAUGCUUCUUUGCUGCACCUCCACUACUUUCAAAAGGCUCUUAGUUGAUGUUAUAAAACUUUUAAACAUGUUUUAUUGUGAUUCUAGUAGCAGGUUAGCAAAAUUUCUACAAUACUAACAGAGGAAGCACUGCUGAGAACCUGUCUAAUCAUCUCUGUUGCCUUUGAAGAUAGUCACAGUGAGAGAGCAAAGUGUUUCUGAAUACAGGCCGGUUGUCACAAUGGAGCCACCACUGCCUGCUGUCAUUUCCCAUUACUCUAUGUGCGCUCCCGAUAGCCUCUUUGUAAACAGUUCAAUUCUCCGAGCCAGUGGCCUGAGUUUUUACCCUUGCAAAAACAAAGAACUUAAACCAACAACACACACAUGUAAUUUCUUUGUAACUUUGGUAAGUGUUACUUUAACAACAGUAUGCUACCUGUGCAUAUAAGGAAAGAGAAAUCCUAUUAAUAUAUUUUCUUUUUCUAAUUCACAUGCAUUCACACUACAAUAUGAUUGACAAACUUCAGAAACCAUCAUCACGCUUAAGAAGACAGAGAUAUUCACUCUGUGAAAUUUGAUUCCAUAAGAAAACAUUAACCUCUUCAUUAUCACAAUAGUGUUACAUCUCCAAAGAAAAGUGCAUGGGAAAAGCAACGGUGUAUGCUCAAACCACAAGACACUUUAUUUUAUACUAUAGGCAUCAGUUGGCCAACUCGAGGUGCUAUACUUCCUGAGUCACCACCAGUAUGUGCUCGACAUUCUCCUCAGAAGUGUUUGUGGUUUCAGAAGCUCUUUUGUUUAUUUAUUUUUGUAUUUAUUUAUUUUUUUCUCGUGUUUUCUACUCCAAGUUACCCGCCGUCCCUUCUUUGUAUGUGUGAGAAGUGUUGCCAGCGACUUAUGUUCAGUGUUUACAAAGUGUUACUGUGAUACUCUGUCAUUGUCCCUAACCCAAUAAAGGAAAUUAUUGAA
Molecule: messenger RNA, 4114 nt
Organism: Portunus trituberculatus (swimming crab)
Lineage: Eukaryota; Metazoa; Arthropoda; Malacostraca; Decapoda; Portunidae
Product: Down syndrome cell adhesion molecule-like protein Dscam2
Exons: 10
Coding region: 253-2406 (717 amino acids)
Biological process (GO): cell-cell adhesion
Molecular function (GO): protein binding
Source: RefSeq, a predicted model, not a curated record